UCUUGGGAAACCAAAAUGAGACACAAUCAAAUGAAUUGUGAGACGCCACCUACUGUCACUGUCCACGUAAAACCAGGGCCAAAUAGAGCACAUCAGCCUAAAAAAGGCAUUAAUCUGAAGCGUCCUAUGUUAAAAGAUAGUUGGCAAGCUUCUGAAAAAAAUGCACAUAAUAACAACAAAUCUAAACGUCCCAAAGGACCUUGCCUAGUGAUACAGCGUCAGGAAAUGACUGCUUUCUUUAAAUUAUUUGAUGAUGAUUUAAUUCAAGAUUUCUUGUGGAUGGACUGCUGCUGUAAAAUUGCAGACAAGUAUCUUUUGGCGAUGACCUUUGUUUAUUUCAAGAGGGCUAAAUUUACUAUAAAUGAACAUACCAGAAUGAAUUUCUUUAUUGCUUUGUACCUGGCUAACACUGUGGAAGAAGAUGAGGAGGAGUCCAAGUAUGAGAUUUUCCCAUGGGCUUUAGGGAAAAACUGGAGAAAACUAUUCCCUAAUUUCCUAAAGUUAAGGGACCAGCUCUGGGACAGAAUUGAAUAUAGGGCUAUUGUGAGCAGGCGAUGCUGUGAGGAGGUUAUGGCCAUUGCACCAACCCAUUACAUCUGGCAACGAGAACGUUCUGUGCAUCACAGUGGAGCUGUCAGAAGCUACAACCGACAUGAAGUUCAACUGCCCCGAGGACCUAGUGCCACGCCAGCGGAUUGUUCACUCUGUGGUAGAAGAGGGAGAUAUGUUAGACUAGGAUUGUCUUCAGCAUCAUCUUCACCCAGUGAUACAGCCGAGUUGGAGCCACACAACUCAUUUUCAAUGAAUAUAACAGCUAAUCCUUUUCAAGCAUAUGCAUAUUUUAUUUCCGUAGCCAAUGAUCAUCCAUCAAACAAAGAAAAUGAAAUGAAUUUGAUGAAGGAAGACAGAACUAUGCAGUGGUUUACAGGAAGUGAAGAAUGAAAUGGCUCAACUUAGGCAGUUUGGAGUCACCACUACAAAACGUCAGACUAACUGCGAGACAAGUGUCAAAAACGACAUUUAGAGCAGUUUUGCAGUAUUACACAUAUUUAGCUUUUGUUAUUUUUUCGAAAUUAUUCAUAAAAGUUAAACCAUAGUAAUAGCUAAAAAUAACAAUCUAUGAAAGUAGUUUUCAUCUAUGAAAAUUUUAUUUCAUUAUGUCUCCAUGUUAAAAUUAGCUGCUGUCUUCUGGUGCACUCAAGCAAGGUGUGGUUGGAACUUCCUCAACUUGACAAGAAAAGCUAAUUCAAUGAAGAGAAAAACUUAGGUUAUUAUAUUGAUUAGAAAACACCAUUUGAAAUGGCUUAAAAACUGUUCACCUCUGUGACCAGUCUGCCAGUGUGGAAGUCUAGCAAAACAGGGAAAUGAUCCAUAUGGAAAGUGACAAUAGGAUUCUUCUGUGUAGAACAAAAUAUGUGCUAUAAAUUAUAAGUUUACAAAACUAUUAAAAUAUAAAAUUUCUAUAAAUACAAAAUACAAACUACUGUCUCUCUGCUGUAGGUUUUUUUUCCUCUUUUUUAUUAGCACUUGUUUUCAAGCUAU
Ochotona curzoniae (black-lipped pika) is the source of this 1542-nucleotide messenger RNA. It is a transcript of the gene SPDYA, whose product is annotated as speedy/RINGO cell cycle regulator family member A. The record is from RefSeq and is a predicted model, not a curated record. Gene Ontology annotation, cellular component: nucleoplasm. The transcript is spliced from 6 exons. NCBI's taxonomy places the organism in Eukaryota, Metazoa, Chordata, Mammalia, Lagomorpha, Ochotonidae. The coding region runs from base 16 to 942 and encodes 308 amino acids. Gene Ontology annotation, biological process: positive regulation of cell population proliferation; G1/S transition of mitotic cell cycle; positive regulation of cyclin-dependent protein serine/threonine kinase activity. Gene Ontology annotation, molecular function: protein kinase binding.